Messenger RNA from Spirometra erinaceieuropaei, 12504 nucleotides. NCBI's taxonomy places the organism in Eukaryota, Metazoa, Platyhelminthes, Cestoda, Diphyllobothriidea, Diphyllobothriidae. The record is from the annotation of a GenBank genome assembly.
AUGCGGUGAGUUGUCUAGAGUUGACUGGGUUUCUGUUGGAGGUGGGUGUCAUAUUUCGGCGCUCUACAUCAAAAGCACAACUGCUUCUUAUUGAAAUUGUAGAAUACAUUUAUUCCCGUUCCUGAAUCACCUUUCUUCUUAUUUAUAAAGCGAAAUAGCGCCCCCCUACAUAUCUCUCGUCAUAUGCAUACAUACCGACCUGUUAACCUGGGAUAGCUUUGUCAUGAAUGAAAUAUUAACUUCCGGUUUGUUUUUUCCUCAGUCAACUGCACACUUUCAAAGACCACUAAUACUGUUUCUAAUUUUUGUGAUAGACGAAGAUCUGCAAUGGAGACUUAAAACCAAAGAACACAUUUAACCUGAAAGACUAGCUCAAAGGAUAAACUUUAGAAGUCAAGACCAAGCGGGACGGUAGAGCUAGCAAUGAUGUUGUACCCUAUAGCGAUCGAUAGAUUAGGCAGUGAGGAUGAUUUUUUUAUCCAUUUUCAGGAGUUUCUUUCUGGGACCUCCGGGCCGUCGAAGAGUAAUUUUUGCCUACAUGCUCUUGGCUUCCUUCGGUUGGAUUUAUCCCUAUUUAUGGUUCCGUGUACGUCGAAAUUUCUCUCAAGAGCUACCAACUUUUUAAUUUUCCCACAUCGUCUCUGGAAGGUAGGAAACUUUGUCACCAUUAGCACUUGUUGUGAAAAACUAGAUUUCCCGACGUAUGUAAGGUUUGAUUAUGUAAUUCGGUCCAUGUUGUUUACUGAAUGUUCCCUGGCAUGGACCUACAUGACUAGUUGAGUUUUGCGUAAUUAUUUAAAAAUGAAUUCGAAUCCUCUGCAUCCAGGAAUCUAGUGUUGAAUCUGGCUCCCAGCAACUCCCUGCAGUCAUUGAGUUUAUCUAUAGCUUUAAUUUUUGCAUUCGCCGUACACAGCCACUUUCAACUUUGUUAAAGUGCUAUUCGAUAAAAGUCCUAUCCCAUAAAAGAAAAGUCACGGAAAGAUAUUGGCUGCGCGCUAGAGUAAUGCCUGCCUUCCUUCCUCACCUCAUCUUCAGCUGAACAGUAAUUUUGGGUGACUUCUCACAAACUUAAGCGCAGCACUUGCAGCUUUUAUGAUCGCCUUCUACCUAUGAAACUUAGAAUUGGGGGUACUUAGCCAAAUGGAUCCAAAAAUUGGAUGCCUGAUGAGUAAUUGAUGGCCCUCUUUCACUUCAAUGAGUUAUGCUUGCAAAGGGUUUUAGCUGCUUUAUCAGACUGAUCCUCAUUGUAGGUAUUCAGCAGUGCUAAAAAAUUUGACUUAUGAAAUCAUCCGUUACCAGGGUCUGUUAUUAAUACCAAAUCUUCCCCCUGUCCUAUAAACUACCGAGAAUUUCGAUGUACUCCGCUACGCUUUGGUGUUGGAACCAGAAACGCCACUGAGAAAAGAAGGUGCAUGCCAUGAUAUGGCUUUUUGAAACACGGGUUUAAGGGAAUUUAUGGGGUAAUGGGUCCUACUGUAGAAAGAGCCUAAACCAAAAAUAUCUUACCAGUAAACUUAUAUAGACCAUACUUGCCCAAUAGUAUAAAUUUUAUCUCCGUGUUCUCUAGAAAGUAACCGCUUGCGACAGACAGGGGGCUGAAAUUCAGUCAUUUUUUUCCCGAUGGGACACAUUACUCCGGCUUCGAAUAAUUUCGCUCCUCUUUCAUUCUUUUACAGUGGCGGUCAUCGAAGUGAAACUGUAUCUAUUAAAUUGAACAAAUAAAUAAGAUUAAGGAAUAUAUUUUCGGGAAUGGUAAACGGUCAACUGGUUUAUGUCCAUUCACGUGCUACAGUUAGUAAAAACCGCUUCCGUAUAUUGGAUGCUAUUAUUCCGGCUCAGAGUAAGAAUAAUCAGUCUUUUAAGUGGUUCUACACCUAAUGGUCGUUUUACCUCAGUUUCUACCUUUAUAUUACUUUGGUGAACUUGCGGAACUUACUAACGCGGAAUUCACUCAUGAUUAAACUGCUACACGGUAGCGUUCUUGUUUUUACUUGAGCAUCUUCCAUCUGUCUGAGAAAACCACACUUGAAAUCAUUCAGCACUUACGUAUUUUAUUCCCAUGUCUACGUAAAGUCAAACAUUUUGUAUAAGGAAUGGACAAAAUGUUUACUCCUUAGGCCAAUUUUACAGAAGAAGUGUCUUUCUCAGAGUUGAUGCCUAAAUAAGGGAGUAUUUUAGUUUUUGGCUUGCACUUCCGAGAAUUCAAAAGGCGUUCGCAUGAUUCUUCGGAUAACCCACGGGGGUCGGGUUCGUUGAUACCACUAACCAACUACGCAAGGGAAUCUAUAUCUGUGGAAACAUAAUAUGAGCAUUAAAUGUCCCUUGUUGUGGACAUGAAGAGUCGUUUUACUUUGAUUUAACGAGAAUAUUUGACGUGCAGUUUAGAAACGAUGCAGACAGAUGGUUCGUCUGUCUCAAACAAAAAUGACCGUCGCUCUGUCGUCUGGCAGUGAACUAGGUUAUAUCUUCAUUGAGCAACCAUUCAAAACGCAUUCGGCUACGUAUAGUGAGGACACUGAGCGCUUCAUUCAAGCUAUAGUGACUUCGUUCCCUUUUCUUUCCCAUGUGCACGAGCCAACAAAACUUGAAUUCUUGGUGGAUGAAAUGUUAACCGAAAUUCUUAAAUGCGUUUUCGACUCGAAAAGCUUACUGAAUCAAGGUUGUGAAAUUAAUAAUCGUGUGACAUAAUCCCAUACAAUUUCAGUCAUGUCAGAAUUCCGGCUUUUGGACGAGUUUCCCUUCAGUCUCCUGCAAAGCUACACUCUGUAAAAAAUGGCCACCUAAGUAACGUGCAUUUUAUCGUUGAUUUUAGAUGCCUUUAUAAAUUCCGAUAUAUUUGGUAGAAAGCAUACACGAAAAUAUUUGCCAUUUUGCCCAGUUGGUAGCAAAUUAAGUUUUCUUUAAAUUUUAUGCUUCAAGAAAUAGCACCUUGCGAUUUUAAAAACUUUCCAAUCAUGACGUUUUUUAAGACUUUGGGAUGUCCGUCCAUAAAACAUGGUGCCUCUUUAUUUAUUAAUGUCGCAUUUAAAGUUUACAAUGUGACCCCAAUUAAUUAAAAAUUUCGUGAACCUCAUAUUAUAUCUGCAUGACAAAUUACAGUAAUGUAUGGCUUUUCUUAUACGGAAAAUAUACAGCUUGUAGUUAUGGAACCCUGAAUGCAAGUGUAACGGACAGAUUUGGUUCACAAUUAUUCGAGAAUUCAAGCAUUUUUAAAACCGAGUUUUGCCCUUCCCUCGGGUAUGGAACUUGAAGAAAACGUAAUUUACUACUGACUGGGCAAAAAAACGAAUAUUUUAUGCAUGCUUUCCACAAAAUAUAUUCGAACUGCUAGGAACAUUGAAAAUCAAUGGUGACAGCUUAGACUAAUUCAGUAGUUUUACGGAGUAUACUUUGCUCAGGUGGCUGGAGACCAGCUUGUUCACAAAUCGGUAUCUUAAUAUGACUGAAAUAUCUUGGUAUUUAGCUGCGCGAUCUUUAAUGUUACAACCUUACUUUGGUAAUCUUUUCGAAUCGAAAAAACAUUUCAAAAUCUCAGUUAAUGUUUCAUGAGUUAGCGCAUCUGCCGCAGAUGCAUCCCUUAUGCAUUAAUCCUAUGAAACAUUCUUAUGCCUCUGAAAUAAAUCAGGAAUGCAUGAACCACUUAACCAGCCUUGCAUAGGAUCUACAAAUGCAGGUGGGUGGAGGAUUGCUUCAAGAAAGGUUAGGGUGCCACCUGUUUUGGAAAUUGGCUUCGGAGUACGCUCCAGCAUUAUGAACUCCCUUAAGAAAUAUUGAGCCAAGAACUGCGUUGCUAUCAGUUGUUCUUAUCCAUAAAAACAUACAGUACCUUCCUCUUCUGGGAUUUUGAGCAGUAAGUCACUAUUCACAGCUCCCGGUAAAAGUAAAAUUAACUGUGCACCUUCCUGGGCUACGUUAUACCACAAAACAUAGUUCUCGCUGAGUUUUAAUUAAAAUGGGAUUUUUGAUACUUGAUCAGGUGAGGAACACAGUUGUCAGACUAAGUCCCCAACAGGAAAUCGUUUUCCUCGUGGUCAACUGCAUCCUCUGGGUGUGUUUCUUCAAAGAAUGUGUAACAGAUCCAGGUUACUUACCGCAGGAUACAAGCGAAUACGAAGAUUCUAUGCAAAAGGUUCGCAAAUUGUUCUCUUGGUCUUGUCUCUGUCAUGUGUGGACGUGCUUACCUUUUAACUGCCAACAAAAGUCCUUCUUGUCCACGGAACUUGCAACAGCGUAUUUUACAUGAACAGCAUUUAACGAAGUCCUCUUUUGUUCAUUAAACAGCUAAGUCUUCUCCGGAUAAUUCAUUCGUACAGCCUUUUUUAUUCAGGCCGAAUAACUUCUGGAAAGAACUUUAGACGGCACUUGGCAUAAGUAAAUACUUUCCCUUUCUAGGUAGUUUCGUUAGCUAAUAGAUUUGGCUUCCAUGCUCGUCUGAUGCACUGGCGUAAAAACGCACAGCUGCCAUCGAAAUGAGAAUUUUGCCUUUGAGUAAAAACUUUAUGCUGACUAACCUAUUCACACUUGCGUGAUUUUAAGCUCAGCCAGCAUUUCAGGAAAGUAUCUUCGGCGGACGCGUUCGUUUUUAGCCCUCCAGGUGCCUGUUGUUCUUUUCUAGCUACCCUCUAAUAAAUUUAAUUUUCGGAGUUGGAACGUUUGCAUGCUUUCUAAAUUGCAUUUUCUAUUGACACAUUGUGCGUGUACUUAGGUUGGUGUGCAAAAUCCCCGGGUUUCCUGAUCCACUUCCCACUUUAUCUCUUCGGGCUUCUUUCGUAAAUCCUCCCUGUUUCGUCUCCAUUCGACUUUACUUUUCUUACAGCUCGUUCGACUUCACCAGGCCACUGGCGGCAUACGUGAUCAACUUCACAAACAAUACUGCUUGUGAAGUCUUGAAAAAAUAAAUAUUCUGGAGGAGUCGUGAAUUAGUCUAAAGUCCUGUAACUCAUAGUCCGGGUUCUUCCAACGCUUAUGUAAUAUGUAUGCUAGAAAACGAUUUCGCACAAAUGGCCCGAGGGCAAGACAUGGCUUAACCUAUUUUCAGGGUCAGCAACUAUGUUUGAAUAUAGUAGUCCUCUUCUUUAAAAUGCAAUGUGAGCCGUGUUAAAAAAAUCCACUAGGUUUUUUCAUAACUGGUUCACUGUCCAAGCAUAAUUCGAGUUUAUGUCCUUUCGUGAUACCCAUUUAAACAUUGAAGAAGUCACAUUUGACAGAGAUGUUUUUUCGAUUAUUUGGCUACAGGCCUGUACAGUGACAUAAGUUACGGUAAAGCAACGUAAGUCGACAAAUGGCCAGUGAACAGUAAUCAUGGGAGAGAGAGAGAGAGAGUUAGGGGAGUACAGGCAUGUCAGAACCAGUGGUAAUUAUAGUCUUGUUCCGUCAGAGGCGUGGGGAGGUGGAAGGAGAUAGGGCAGAGUCUGACAGUGAGCUGUGCUUAUGUCUUAUGUAGCGCGAUGUCCCAGUCUGCGCGAACGAACGUGUUGGACUCUGCUUCGGCCAGGGGAGCUUGAUGGCUUGUAAAAGCUCCUUCUGAGACUACAAGGUUGGGUUGGCUAAUCGUGUAACAACUGCCUCUGCCGACGCAAGUUUCCGCUUGACCAUGAACUUGGAAUUUCUCGUUAGUAUUUUAUAGAUGACUCGAAAUGCUUAAUAGGCAUCUACAAUGUGAGCCACAAAUGCGCAAAAGAUGGAGUUUUGCAUGCCUUGACUUAGAUAGGCAGUAUGCUUCUUGCAUCCGUUUGGAUAGGUGCCUAGUCGUACGUUCGUGUGCAUUAUUUGAACAUGUUGCGGCGAAAGCAUUUAUCGUCCAGACCAAGAAGUCCAACUAGGCAGUGUUUUUGAGAAUAAUAAUAAUUUCUUCUAGUCUGGACUAUGGGAACUUGAGCAUCUGGAAAGAUUUGUUUUACAAGACGGAUUCAGUUCGUCCUACGUUAAACCUAAAAAUGAUACAUGCUUACUAGACCUGCAGGCCACAUAAAACCAACUUUCGAAAUUAUUAAUUUUCUGUGCUUUGUAGUCUCUGCAGGAACCUUACUCAUGAUACCUCAAAUCAGCGAUAAAUAAGUGUCAAUUAUUUUCGGCAGUUGCAUAGACGUCAGAACUGCUGGCACGAAAUCGGAGAUCGUUGAAAUGGGAAGAAGUAAAGGAAUUGCGUAUUUAUAUUUUGUGUUUUGAUUCCUUCACUGGCCGACUACGACGAGGAAAAGGACAUUAAAUACAGAAAACGACAAGAUUUGCCGGAGAAAAUAGAUUUUCAGUCAACAAAAUGAGUCCAAGUUAGGCCAUAUACAAGCACAGUGAACAAAGUUAAGGCGGGAAUUGUGGUGACAGUGGUCGCCACUUAAAAAGUCGUCUGUGGUUGUAUUUCGCAGAGUGACAGCCCCCUCUGCGCUCUUCUCGGUUCCAUUUCACUGUUUACGGCCGAUGUGACACGUGAAAACACAGCCACGUGAGUUGUCUUUGAUUAACAAUCAGUCAGUGUUGCCACAAACAUCUUCACAUACUGUGGGGUUGGGUGUCAUCCCAUCCUCUUCCGACGAGGAUGGAAGUUCUUUUGCCUUCCAAAUGUCAAUGUAAUGCACUUUCAGUUCCGGGAAUCCGUUCUUCUCCUUGUCUUCAGGAAAGCGCAUCUUCGCUGUUAUCUGCAAUAGUUACUAUUCCUCUGGGGUACACACUACAUGAAGUGGUCUGCAAAGAAGGUUUUCCGAAAACGCGAAAAAGAACGCCCUUUUGGCCUUCAGAGCUGGAAUUUAUCCAAAUUAUCAGACUCGUUUCAAAUAGUCGAUCAUCGCUCCAGGGAGUGAAACUCGCACGGUCCACUUAGCAGCAAACUGGGGUGAAACGCUGGUAACUCACAUCAAAUUAUUCUACUUAGCUAAUUUUUUAGGCGGACGGUAACCGUUAGUGUAAAUUAAAACCCCGCAGCAAAGUUCCAGGCUAAUAAUUCCCACAUACCACGCUGCGUGGGAUUUCUGGGCCUAUUCAAUCCUAUAGCGCGAAGAUUAUAAUAAAAUUCGAUGCAUGUAGUUGGUCUUCCCGAAACUUGCUUCCCUGCGUAUAUCCCUUCCUUUUCUGGCCCCUGCUCAUACAAAAUCUGACGGCGCUGGCUACCUGACAUCUGUCGUAAAGAUCCUUUUAGAGAGCCGCGAACUUGCAUUAAUACCCUUCCCGUCGGUAGAAGACGCAGAAGGCCGACCACAAGUGUGUCCCCUCGAUCUGCGUGCGUUCAGGAAGCGGGCACGCACACUGAGGCAGAAAGCUCAACGACUCUGCCACACCUGCGGAUGUGUAAAGCCACUGCGAGCUAAGCAUUGCGGUCAGUGUAACCGCUGCGUGGAUGUCAUGGACCACCACUGUCCAGUGACGAACAAUUGUGUUGGAAAGAAUAAUCGGUAAAUCGCAUAUUGCCUUUUCUGCCAGUAAAACUAAUUGGAGGUUUUACGUCGAUUCUUACAGUGUCACAAUGAAGCUUAAACGUUGCUCACCGACGAACCAUACGAGAUUGUGUCUGGGCAGCGUUGAGAUUAGGUCACGGAAAUAGGAACCCUCGUAAUAAAGGUAGCCUAGCGCCAACUGUAUGUCUAUUUAUCAGGAUUUUUGAAUGUCAAAAAGUUUGUUAUUGAUUAAAACAGGCAAAUAUAUCGGUUUUUAUUUCGCACAGUCCAGCAUUUCCUAAGCCUAGAGACCUACUUGACCAUCAGCUAUCUGACAGGUUGCAUGUCCUUGUAUCCGGACAUCUAGUAUUCUUACGUUCUGCAAAAACUGAGGUCUUCUUGCAGAUAUCGUUCUCUGAUUGCUUUGCUGCAAGCAAGGUCAUCCGCACAAGUCCAAUCUUUUUAUUUCAAUAGUAGCAGACUUUUGUGCUUUUUAAAAGUUGCCUUAGAGUACCAUGAUCCUUCCCGAGAACAAACGGCUGGCCUCCAUCUUUCCUUCCUGUAUAAUGUCUAAACCUCUCGUAACUACCUCAAAAUCCGCCAGAACUUCACGAAAUACAGCUCUGCCUCGUGUACAGCAUACUCGGUCACGAAAUGCACGUCCAGUCUAUUGUCUGGUCCGUCCACAGGCACGAUAUUCCGAAUGACGUUUUUUGUUUUUGAUGUCCUGGCUAAGUUACUUGCCGUAUCUAGCAUCAGAAGAGUUGUCAGUGUAGUGCAGGCAAAUAACCAAAUAGCCAGAUAAGCAAUUCCAUCUUAAGCGAUUGUUUCUAGAAUUUUUCCUUGUAAAUAUUACAAACGUAAACCGAAGCAAUAUUCCUUAUCCCAAUAACUCCAAAUGAGCUUACGCUAUGUUCACACUAGCCUCUAAAGAGUGACCUCCCCAGGUGUCAAAACAACUCCUGUCCUACGUAUUACGAGCCCUGGAGGUUCAUGCACAAUUUAAUCUCGUGUUUAGGAACAGUUAAAUACAGGCUUCACGAAUGUUCCACAUAUUUUUGAGUGUCUAAUGUAUAUAAAGAUUCAACACAAGUAACGUCGGCGCAACUGGUCACUGCGCUGCAAUCACUACUGAUUAGUGCGCAUCCUAUAUUUUCUCCAGGAGUUUUUCCCGUUUUUGAAUAACGCGUGAUGUCACUGCUUAAAUUACAGUCAGGCUUAUACCUGGUGGUAGUCAAGGAGAACAAGAGAGCCCAACACCCCUCGUCUCCACUUAAUUGUUUUUACGAAAGCCGUCAUCCAGCAUUUUGUAAUUACGACUUAUGUUAUUAAUUAACCGUGUCCAAUUUACGUGUAUGUCGGUAAUUUACUGUCUACGAGAACAUUUUAUCUGCAUUUCUAGAGUGUGGUUCCUACUGACGGGCAUUUUCGUCCUGAUUAGCAGCUCAGUUACCGGCUAUCUUGCAUUUAUGGCCUGGUAUCGAUCGCCGAAAACCCGGUUUUGUGAUGUCUUUACCUGGGUCAUACUGUUUUCAGGCUGGACAUCCGCCUUGAAUGCUUCCGUAGGAACGGUAAGUUCAUCAGAAGCCGGUUUUCUAAUUUGGAUGUGAGCUAGCAGACGGUUAUACCUAGAAAAAAUGUCUACAUUUGCAUGCCUAAGUCACACGAACCUACUCUGGGGUCCUUUUCAUUCAAAGAUACUUUUUUGUAACACUGCCAGGACUCCAAAUUUUGUUGAAUUCAGUCAGACUAGGAAGCACGAGGUAAAUUGUCUGUUUAGCGACGGAGUGGCCAGUGAAUUUUGUGCCAUCUGUCAUUUUCACGCAUAACUGGACUCUCAUUUUAAAUGCGCAUCUCCGGCUCCUCUAUCCGUUCAGGUUUUAUUGCACCCUUCACGGCAAGACUGGGUCAAGGCGAUUGGAGGUGAGCUUGCGCGCAGGGAUUGGUUCCUAACGACAUAUGAACCAGCCUUUGAUGUGUGGAUUUCGGGCACCUAUUCGAAGAGAAUUGCCACGAAGGUCUCAUUUGGAAGAAGUUAUUGCGGCCUGCCUCUCAUCCCAGCGGACGAUCGACUUGCCUCUCCAGUUGACGUAUUUCCGAAUUUGGAUCUCUAGCGUUUUCUGAUAGCCUAAAAGACGUUGGAUUGAUCAGAAGAAGAAGAAGAAGAAGAAGAAGAAGAAGAAGAAGCGAUCGCUGGAACAAGGUCUUUAUUGGCCUGACGUUUCGGAUUCUCACUUGAAUCCAUCAUCAGAGACAGUAGCAGAAAAGGGUGACUCGUGCACAGGAAGCUGCAGUAUUUAUAGGAUACAGUCGCUAUGCUACCGCAUACCUAUAGCAAUUAACCGCGUUCCCCUUCAUGAAGGAUCGUUGCCCGCUGGUGCGCUAAUAGCUUGCUGGCCGGCAUGCAAGUUGUUAAUUACCGAAAUGUCAUUACCCGUGUUGGCUGCUGGCGUGAUGAUUGCUCGGCCAUCUGGCUCACCGGCUUGCGCGCGCCCCGAGUGGUCAAUUACCUUGGCUAGCCUAUGCCUCAGCACGCAUUAUGGAGUGGGCAUGUCGUUGCACUUGUUGAUUGCUUGAGGUCCCGUGAACCAUGACUCAAGCAACUCGCGGCUCACACGAUUAUCCCCUCUCGCGAGAAUUUCGGCCUAAUCGAACUUGAAUGUGUGGCCGGGUCUCGUCGAAUGGGCCGCGACCUGAGAGUUGACGUCAUUCCUCCGUACCGCUGCCGCGUGUUCGGCAAUUCGCGUUCGGAGCAGUCUUCCAGUUUCUCCGACGUAGUUGCUUUGUCCGUUGAAUUGUUUUUAGAGAGGAAACUGUGCGCUGGAUCCGGGGAGGAGGACUCGAUUUCACCUCAUCUUUUUUCUCCAAAAAACAACAGUUAUUCUAGGUGAAGCCGGUUAGGAAUGUGAGUGGGCAUCGGGACUAACGUGACAGCAAGGUUACCUCUCUAAGGAAACUGCGCACUUGCCGAUUCCUACGCCCGAACCAGAACUCAUUUACUGUGGGUUGCUGACGCAAAAUAUCACCCCGAUGACAGCAUCAUAGAAACAGCCGAUAAGCGCUGUGUAAACGAGGAAGUGCAUGAUGCUUUUUCAUUUACGCAUAUUUCAAAAGAAAAGAUAUGCCCACCUGAUUUUGAAAUCAACUGCCAACACCUCACGGGAAACAGUCUGUUAUACGCUAUCUGAUAGCUUUAUGUCGUCGUGAGGUGUCUGGAGAUUUUGCGUGCAAUUUCCCUCUAACCUGGUUUGGGUGUUUAGUACGAGGAAGCUCUGCAUGACCUUCGGACUAAAUACCCAUAGGGUUUUUUGUGUAUUAUCAAUUGCCUAACCUAAUAAAUCAUACAGUAGGUGUGCUAACUCAUGAAAUGUUAACCGAAAUUCUGAAAUGCGUCUUCGUCUCGAAAAGAUUACUUAAGAUUGGUUUUAAAAGUAAUCAUCAUGCAGCAUGAUCCCAUAAGAAUUCAGAUACCUCUGAAUGCCGGCUUUCGAACGAACGUCCUUCCGGUCACAUGCAAAAACCACGCCCUGUAGAAAAUGACUGCUUAAGUAGCAUGCAUUUUUCUCACUGAUUUUCGAUGUCCUUAAAAAUUCAAUUAUAUUUCGUAGAGAAAAUGCUUAAAAUAUUCAUUCUUUUACCUAUUCGGUAGAAAAUUACGUCUUUUUCAAUUUUUAAACUUAAAGAAAGGGUGAAAUUCGGUUUUCAAAAUCCUUUCCUAAUCCCGAAUAAUUUUGAACUCGAUCUGCCACUAAACUUGCAUUCAGGGUUUCCAAACUACAAACCAUAUACUUUCUGCCUACGGAAAACCAUACAUUUCUCUACGGUAAUAAGAGGAAGCUAUAUGAAGUUCAUAAAAUUAAGCAGUGGAUUUGAGCCAUAUUUUAAACUUUACAAGCAGCACUAGUAAAUGCGACGGCACUUAGUUUUAUGAACAGGCCUUUUACGGUAUAGAAAAAUCUCAUAACUGGAAACUUUUUGAAACCAAAUUAUACCUUUCCUUCAAGUGAAAAAAAUUGAAGAAAACGUAAUUUUCUACAGAAUGGGCAAAAAAUUAAUAGUUUUUAGCAUUUUUUCCGUGAGAUAUAAUUGAAUUUUUACGGACAUUGAAAAUUAUUGAGAAAAGUUCACGCUACUUAAGUGGUCAUUUUUACAGAGCGUCAUUUCUGCAUGCAGCCGAAAGAUAUUUGUUCGAAAGCCGGCAUCCCAAGGUAUCUGAAGCAUUAUAAUUAUUCCGCAUGAUGAUAACUUUUAAAACACUACUUAAUUAUUCUUUUCAAGACGGAGACGCAUUUCAGAAUUUCGGUUAACAUUUCGUGAUUUAGCACACCUACUGUAUGCAGUCACUUGAAAUCAUGGCUUUCACUGGGAAGAUUUUACUUAUUAUUUGCCAUCUAUCAUCAACUAGCUAACUAGGCUAUCUUUGUCAUAGUAAAUUAUUUUCAUUUGUUUGAAAAAAAAGUACGAUUCAGGAAUCUAAUGCCAUCUCGGACAAAACCCCCUCGGAAUAAACACCCAAAAGAGGGUAAUUCAAGAUGCCCAGCCCUCUCAGUGCAAACACUCGAGGCACGUAGGUAGAAAUGGCUGACGAAAUAGGCUUGCCUUCUUUUCAAACGCCCGUCUUCUGCGCUUUUCUGGAAUUCAUUAUCAUAGACGUUCAUUAAUCUUACCGAAGGUGUUGAACACUUCGACACUAGAUGCUACAAAUGCACAAGGUUAGGUUUCACCUCCUUGCCACGGCUUCCCGACAGAUGACAAAAAGGUCAGUUGCCAGUUUGCUGAACUCUUAGGAUUUUCAUUUUGAGUACCUCAAAUUCUCGUCGAAUGUAAGUGUCUUUUUACUUUUCCUCCUCUUUUUCCUGCGCUCUUCAUUUCAGCUAACCCGAGCCCUCUUCAACGUGACGACGAACGAGCUUGUCAACUGGCCUAGGUAUGCUCAUUUUCGUGGAGAACGAAAUGGCUUUCAUAACCCGUUUGACAAAGGCUUUGGUCACAAUCUCACGGAAUUUUUCAGACCCAGCUCCAGAACCCUGGGGGAGAUGUCUACGACCAGUGGAUGCACCAAACGGGAAACCAGUUACCCAUUUGUUGUGUGAUCCACCACUUUCAUACUGGCAGUCUGCUCACGUUUGGCUCAUGA